GUGCUUUCCAGUAAGAUGACCGUGGCAAGCAACAGGCUCAGCAAAGGGACCAGAGCCAAGAUGCUGCGGAACCUGCUGGCUCUUCGGCAAAUUUCCCAGAGGACCGUAAGCACUGCUUCACGCAGACAAGUUGCGAACACAGUUCCAGAGAAGCAGAAGCUUUUUCAGGAGGAUAAUGGAAUGCCAGUGCAUCUUAAGGGUGGACUAGCUUCUGGUUUGCUGUAUAGAACCCCCAUGGCUCUAAUGGUUUUUGGAACAUGCUAUGCUGUUUAUGAGCUGUUUGUAGCUGCAAUGCCCAAGACAGUGAAAUGAUUCCAGUUUACAAGAUGCUUCCUUAAUUAACAUCUUUGUCCAAUUUCACGUAAUUCUUCGGGGAUCUUGCUUGUCCUUGUCAUA
Dermochelys coriacea (leatherback sea turtle) is the source of this 396-nucleotide messenger RNA. RefSeq names its product cytochrome c oxidase subunit 7A2, mitochondrial-like. The transcript has a single exon. Gene Ontology annotation, biological process: mitochondrial respirasome assembly; regulation of oxidative phosphorylation; mitochondrial electron transport, cytochrome c to oxygen. Lineage: Eukaryota; Metazoa; Chordata; Testudines; Dermochelyidae. The record is from RefSeq and is a predicted model, not a curated record. The coding region runs from base 16 to 312 and encodes 98 amino acids.